This is a messenger RNA of Malassezia sympodialis ATCC 42132, 1779 nucleotides long. RefSeq names its product eukaryotic translation initiation factor 3 subunit D. Gene Ontology annotation, molecular function: translation initiation factor activity. Lineage: Eukaryota; Fungi; Basidiomycota; Malasseziomycetes; Malasseziales; Malasseziaceae. Gene Ontology annotation, biological process: translational initiation. Gene Ontology annotation, cellular component: cytoplasm; eukaryotic translation initiation factor 3 complex. The record is from RefSeq and is a predicted model, not a curated record.
AUGGCGACUUUCCCGCUGCCUCGUGUUGCCUCUACAUCGGAUGCAUGGGGACCGCCUGCAGGUGCCAGCGCCGCACUAGCUCUUCCUGAAGAGUUCCAACAGAUCCCCUUUACUCCCUUUUCGAAAUCUGAGCGCAUUGGCCGCAUUGCCGAUUGGAACACCGGUGGCGCCGCGGCGGAGGACCGCGCGACGACUGCGCCUGGCCGUGGUGCGCGCAGCUCGCGCAGUGCACCUGCGCCUGCGUAUGCCUCCGGUACACCGUCCAACACGUUCACCUAUUUCCACGGUGAGGAUGAGUCGAGCUUCAGCGUGGUGGAUAACGGCCGCUCUGCCGCUGCGCGUCGCACGACAGCCAGUGCUACAGCACGCAGUGGCCGCGGGUCAGCCCCUGUGGGUCGCACCGCAGCUGCGACUGGACGCACUGGUGCGGGUGCUGCGACGGCGCGUGGCGUGCGCGGUGCGCGCGCGCCUGCCAAUGCGCGCACGACGCGCCGCCCUGGCUGGCGCGACUGGGAGCGCACGCAGCGCAAGCCGCGUGAGGCCUCGAUCACUGUUGGCCCUGACUGGGAGCAACUCAGCGAGCUUGACUUCCUGCGCAUGUCGAAACUGCGACUGGACGUCGAGGCACCGCAGGAAGUGGCGUCGUACGGCACGCUGUACCAGUACGACCGCAUGUACGACCGCGUAAGUGUGAAGUUUGAGCGUCCCUUGCAGCCGCGUGACCGUGUGCACUACAGCCCCACGACGUCUGAGGACCCUGUCAUCCAAGAGGUAGCGUCGAGUGACAAGAAGGCGCAGGUGUACAUCACUGACGCGAUUCUUGCGCUGCUGAUGUGCGCGCCACGCUCGGUGUACCCAUGGGACAUUGUGAUCACCAAGACAGAGGACGGUGAGCUGUUCUUUGACAAGCGCGCGAACAGUGCCUUUGACUUUUUGACGGUUAACGAGAAUGCGUCGGAGCCGCCAAUGGAGCUGAACGAUCCGGCGAAUGGCUCCGCACCGGAGACAAAUGUGCGUGCUAAGAUCAAUACCCCUGGGGCGCUGAGUCUGGAAGCGACGUUUGUGAAUGAAAACUUUGGAUUCCAGGUGUGCGACGAGGCCAAGACGUAUGCGUUUGAAAACCCAAAUCCUUUCCACACGGGCGAGAAUGCAGAGGAGGGCAAGCUGGCGAGCUGUGGCUACCGCUACCGCCGCUUCAACCUGAGCACUGACGAAGACGACCCGGUGGAGAUGCUCGUGCGUACCGAGCUGAAUGCGUUUGUCGGUGGUGCGGACAAGAAGGCGGCUCCGCAGCUGAUUACGAUUCGCACACUCAACGAGUUUGACCCGCGUGCGCCGGGCGCGGGUGGUGCCCCUGACUGGCGCUCGCGCCUGGAUCAGAGCCGUGGAGCGGUCGUGGCUACGGAGAUGAAGAACAACUCGUUCAAGCUUGCACGUUUCACAGUGCAGAGCAUCUUGGCCGGCGCUGACAACAUGAAACUCGGCUACAUUUCGCGCUCGAACCCGCUUGACCCGUACCGCCACACAAUUCUCGGCACGUCGUGGUUCAAACCGCGGGACCUUGCUGCGCAGAUGGCCUACAACCUCACGAAUGGCUGGGGCAUUGUGCGCACGAUCAUUGACCUUGCGCGCGCGCAGCCGGCCGGCCGCUUUGUGUUGGCCAAGGACCCGAAUAAGCAGAUUGUGCGUUUCUUCCGUGUCCCUUGGAACUUUGAGCAGGAGGAGGAAGAGGAGGAGCCCGAGGAGGAGCCCGAGGAGGACAUGAUCGACGAGGAGUAG